AUGAUGAUUUCACAGCAGAUCUGCGAUCUUUCGAAAAAACCUAUUUCAUCCGUGGACAAAGCAAGCGUACAACUAACGUUCGUUAAUUUAGAUGAGAAAGGUCGAAUGACAGACGAACUUACGGUGUUGAAUGUGUGUGGUGCGUUAAGGAAAGAGGGAAAGGCCGAUGGUCUUAUUACAGAGAAGUUCUACGAUUAAAACUAUUUAGUUAAACCGA
Molecule: messenger RNA, 217 nt
Organism: Vavraia culicis subsp. floridensis
Lineage: Eukaryota; Fungi; Microsporidia; Pleistophoridae
Exons: 1
Coding region: 1-198 (65 amino acids)
Biological process (GO): translation
Cellular component (GO): ribosome
Molecular function (GO): structural constituent of ribosome
Source: RefSeq, a predicted model, not a curated record